Messenger RNA from Fusarium keratoplasticum, 1026 nucleotides. RefSeq lists its product as uncharacterized. The transcript has 3 exons. Gene Ontology annotation, molecular function: water channel activity; glycerol channel activity. The record is from RefSeq and is a predicted model, not a curated record. Bases 1 to 1026 code for a protein of 341 amino acids. NCBI's taxonomy places the organism in Eukaryota, Fungi, Ascomycota, Sordariomycetes, Hypocreales, Nectriaceae. Gene Ontology annotation, biological process: water transport; glycerol transmembrane transport. Gene Ontology annotation, cellular component: plasma membrane.
AUGACCGCCUCCUUCAAUCACGACUCUAUCUCAGAGUCAUCCAUCAACAGCCCAAGCUCUCCCGCCAAAGUCGAGAUGGUUCAGACCAAAGCGCUCAAGGAACUGCCCAGCGAUUCGACGCUGCAGCCUCAUGUUGGUGAGCGGGAGGAGGUGUUGCUUUGGAGCAGGGUCAGGGAGACCUGCCAGGAUGCCUUUUCGGAAUUCUUUGGCACCUUUAUCAUGAUUCUGUUUGGCGACGGCGUUGUUGCUCAGGUUGUUCUGAGCAGAGGAACCAAGGGUGACUAUCAGAGCAUCUCUUGGGGUUGGGGAUUGGGCGUCAUGCUUGGAGUAUACGUCGGUGGUAAAUCAGGAGGCCAUCUGAACCCCGCCGUGACUUGGGCGAACUGUCUCUUCAGAGGCCAUCCCUGGCGCAAGCUCCCCAUCUAUGCCAUUGCUCAAACCCUCGGAGCCAUGGCUGCCGCUGCCGUCGUCUACGGCAACUACAAGUCAGCCAUCAACGCGUACGAGGGCGGCCCAGGCAUCCGAACCGUCACAGGCGAGAACGCGACGGCGGGCAUCUUUUGCACGUAUCCCGCUGCCUUCAUGACGCGUACCGGCAUGGUAUUCUCCGAGUUCAUCGCCAGCACGAUCCUGCAGUUUGUCAUCUUUGCAUUGGCAGACAGCACCAACAUUGGUGCUGGGCCGUUGAUGCCUCUUGCCUUGUUCUUCUUGAUCUUUGGUAUCGGUGCUUGCUGGGGUUGGGAGACUGGCUAUGCCAUCAACUUGGCUCGUGACUUUGGACCGCGGUUGGUUUCGUACAUGCUCGGAUACGGAACUGAAGUUUGGUCUGCGGGAGGAUACUAUUUCUGGAUUCCAAUGGUGAUACCGUUCCUUGGUACAUCUUUUGGUGGUUUCCUCUAUGAUACCUUCAUGUACACUGGCCCUAGCCCAAUGAACACUCCCUACAUGGGAUUCAAGCGGCUCGUAACUCCUCGUCGAUCAGUCUGGUCAAACACCUAUGACCGCGCUCUGGAUUCGCAGGUGUAG